AUGGAGAUUGAAAAGGAGUUGGAGCAAAUUAAAGAGAAACAGAGGUAUGAAGUGAAGGAUAUUGAUUUGUGGAGAAGGGAGUCAGGGUUCAAACCAAACUUCUCAACUCAUGAAACGUGGAAGUUGACAAGGGCAAGUGGAGUUCAAUGCGAUUGGGGAAGAUGCACCUGGUUCUCUCAAGCAACGCCGAAAUUUGCGUUCCUGACUUGGCUAGCUAUGCGAGACAGAUUAGCUACCAUGGAUCGAGUUUCAAGCUGGAGCCAAGGUGUUGACACAACUUGUAUCCUAUGCAAAAGUGCCUCUGAAUCGCGUAAGCAUCUGUUCUUUGAGUGUUCUUAUGCUUCACAGAUAUGGGAACACCUCAUGAGAGGAAUUCUACGCAGCGCGUACUCUGUUAAGUGGGAUGACCUCAUAAGGCUACUUACUGAUUCGGGUAUGGACAAGAAAAAGCGCUUCUGUUUUCGCUACACUUUCCAAGUGACUCUGUACUCCCUGUGGAGAGAACGAAACAAGAGGCGGCACGGUGAGCAAGCUAUGCCGGCAAGGGUUUUAUCUAAGCUCACUGAUAAGGCCGUUCGUAAUAAGCUCAGUCUGAUUCAGUUGAAGGGUGUCAAAGGUCUGGAGAACAUUUUGCAGUACUGGUUUGCUACUAGAGUGUAA
Molecule: messenger RNA, 660 nt
Organism: Brassica rapa (field mustard)
Lineage: Eukaryota; Viridiplantae; Streptophyta; Magnoliopsida; Brassicales; Brassicaceae
Source: RefSeq, a predicted model, not a curated record